AUGAAGGACCCCUUCUUUAUAGCGCCCAUUCCGGCCCUCAGCGAAUGGGUCCGGCCUUUCGCUGAAAGAUUCAACCUCACCGUGCUGCCUCAGCAUAUACACGAGGUUAUCUUCGCUGCCCUCAUGUACCUUUUCGUCCACCUCGUCAUAUCGCCAUGGCUUUCGAUGAAGUACGCUCCCAAGCAAUACCCCACCCACCGGGGAAAGAGGGCGAGCUGGGACGCACAUGUCGUCUCUUUGUUCCAGAGCACUCUCAUCAACAUCCUGGCGCUAUGGUGUAUGUUCGCCGAUGAGGAGCGCAAGACGAUGGACUGGCAGGCGCGCAUAUGGGGAUAUACCGGUGCUAGCGGCAUGAUUCAGUCCCUUGCAGCGGGAUACUUCGUCUGGGACUUCAUCACGACCCUCCUUUUCGUCGAUGUGUUCGGCUUCGGCGUCCUCGCUCAUGCCACAAGCGCCCUGCUUGUCUACUCGUUCGGAUAUAGACCUUUUCUGAACUACUAUGCCAACGUCUUUAUCCUCUACGAGCUUUCGACCCCGUUCCUCAACAUCCACUGGUUCUUUGACAAGAUGGGCAAGACGGGAAGCAAGGCGCAACUGUACAAUGGCAUCAUUCUCAUUGUCACCUUCUUCUCGGCCCGACUUAUCUGGGGUGUGUGGCAAUCCGCGAUCGUGUGGUAUGACAUGUACCGCGCCCUGUACAUCGCACCCAACGCCGAGUUCAUGUCGGUCACACCAGCGGACGAGAGACUGCCGGGUACCGAAGACAUCAUGAUGUAUGCGAAGGAAGCCGGCCCCCUCCCUGGGUGGCUUGUUGCCAUCUACUUGGGUAGCAACCUCACUCUCACGACCUUGAACUGCAUCUGGUUCAGCAAGAUGAUCAAGGCCAUUCGAAAGCGAUUCGAGCCACCCCAGGAAGCCCCGAAGCAGAAGGAAAAGCCCGUUGAUGGCGCGGCUACGGCCUCUCCGCUUGUGGACAAGGUCGACGAAGUCAGAAGACGCCACAAUAUUCCCGUACCAGAAAUUGGAGAUGAUCUCGGGGCGAUGCAGUAG
This is a messenger RNA of Diaporthe citri, 1050 nucleotides long. RefSeq lists its product as uncharacterized. The transcript is spliced from 2 exons. The record is from RefSeq and is a predicted model, not a curated record. Bases 1 to 1050 code for a protein of 349 amino acids. Gene Ontology annotation, cellular component: membrane; endoplasmic reticulum. NCBI's taxonomy places the organism in Eukaryota, Fungi, Ascomycota, Sordariomycetes, Diaporthales, Diaporthaceae. Gene Ontology annotation, biological process: lipid homeostasis.